Cavia porcellus (domestic guinea pig) is the source of this 1784-nucleotide messenger RNA. RefSeq names its product clusterin like 1 (gene Clul1). The record is from RefSeq and is a predicted model, not a curated record. NCBI's taxonomy places the organism in Eukaryota, Metazoa, Chordata, Mammalia, Rodentia, Caviidae. The coding region runs from base 113 to 1513 and encodes 466 amino acids. Gene Ontology annotation, cellular component: nucleus. The transcript has 9 exons. Gene Ontology annotation, molecular function: misfolded protein binding.
UGCCAAGUCUCUUACACAGAUAAAAAUUAAGUCAGAGAAAAGUAGAGAUUGUUCUAGAAGCUGGUGGCAACUUCUCUGGGGAGACACUGCAAAAUCAGGUAACAGUGAGAACAUGAAGCUGCCACUUUUGAUGUUUCCCGUGUGUCUGCUAUGGUUGAAAGACUGUCAUUGUGCACCUACUUGGAAGGACAAAACUGCCAUCAGUGAAAACGCGAACAGUUUUUCUGAGGCUGGGGAGAUAGACGUAGAUGGAGAGGUGAAGAUAGCUUUGAUUGGCAUUAAACAGAUGAAAAUCAUGAUGGAAAGGAGAGAGGAAGAACACAGCAAACUAAUGAAAACCUUGAAGAAGUGCAAAGAAGAAAAGCAGGAGGCCCUGAAACUUAUGAAUGAAGUUCAUGAACACCUGGAGGAGGAAGAAAGCUUAUGCCAGGUUUCUCUGGCAGAUUCCUGGGAUGAAUGCAGGGCUUGCCUGGAAAGUAACUGCAUGAGGUUUGAUACCACCUGCCAACCUGCAUGGUCCUCUGUGAAAAAUAUGGUGGAACAGUUUUUCAGGAAGAUCUAUCAGUUUCUGUUUCCUCUCCAGGAAAAUGACAGAAGUGGCCCUGUCAGCAAAGGGGUCACUGAGGAAGAUGCGCAGGUGUCACACAUAGAGCAUGUGUUCAGCCAGCUGAGCGCAGAUGUGACAUCUCUCUUCAACAGAAGCCUUUACGUCUUCAAACAGCUGCGGCGAGAAUUUGACCAGGCUUUUCAGUCAUAUUUCACAUCGGGGACUGACGUUACAGAGCCUUUCUUUUUUCCAUCUUUGUCCAAGGAGCCAGCCUACAGAGCAGAUGCUGAGCCAAGCUGGGCCAUUCCCAAUGUCUUCCAGCUGCUCUGCAACUUGAGUUUCUCAGUUUAUCAAAGUGUCAGUGAAAAACUCAUCACAACCCUGCGUGCCACAGAGGACCCUCCAAAACAAGACAAAGACUCCAACCAGGGAGGCCCGAUUUCAAAGAUACUACCUGAGCAAGACAGAGGCUCAGAUGGGAAACUUGGCCAGAAUUUGUCUGAUUGCGUUAAUUUUCGCAAGAGAUGCCAGAAAUGCCAGGAUUAUCUAUCUGAUGACUGCCCUAAUGUGCCUGAACUAUACAGAGAACUCAAUGAGGCCCUCCGACUGGUCAGUAGAUCCAAUCAGCAAUACGACCAGGUGGUGCAGAUGACCCAGUAUCACCUGGAAGACACCACGCUUCUGAUGGAGAAGAUGAGAGAGCAGUUUGGCUGGGUUUCUGAACUGGCAUACCAGUCCCCAGGAGCUGAGGACAUCUUUAAUCCAGUGAAAGUAAUGGUAGCCCUAAGUGCUCAUGAAGGAAAUUCUUCUGAUCAAGAUGACACAGUGGUUCCUUCAAGCCUCCUGCCUUCCUCUAACUUCACACUCAGCAGCCCUCUUGAAAAGAGUGCUGGCAACGCUAACUUCAUUGAUCACGUGGUAGAGAAGGUUCUUCAGCACUUUAAGGAGCACUUUAAAACUUGGUAAGAAGAUUUAGUCCAUCCUAUAAUCAGCAAGAAUUACACCUUCGGCCAAGACCUGAGAAUUCUGAAAAUACAAAGCAGGCUAACACAAUGAACACAGCUGCAUGAAAGUUAGGUAUAUAUUAGGAAGCACUAUUGGUUUACUUUGUUGAAUGGAAGUUUAAUAGCUAUUCAAAUUGAGUUAAUAUAAAAAUUUCUUCCUAAAAAGUAAAAUGUACAUAUGUAGAAUAUGAUGCAUUAGUUCUUUGUAUACUAAAUAAAUACUGAGUCACCUA